This is a messenger RNA of Capsella rubella, 3707 nucleotides long. Its product is annotated as F-box/LRR-repeat protein 15. Bases 439 to 3420 code for a protein of 993 amino acids. Gene Ontology annotation, molecular function: protein binding. The record is from RefSeq and is a predicted model, not a curated record. The transcript is spliced from 17 exons. NCBI's taxonomy places the organism in Eukaryota, Viridiplantae, Streptophyta, Magnoliopsida, Brassicales, Brassicaceae.
UGAAGCAAGAACCAAAGACGAGCUGUGUUUCCCGAUUAGUUUUGUCUUUUUAAUUUUCCUCGUUACCUUUCCAUAUUCGCCGAUAUUUUUUCGCUUCUUCCGAAUCGCCGGAUUUGUAUCCAUCGACCACCACCUUUUCUUUUGCAAAGAAAUCACACAAUAGGCCUCUCCACUCUCCUCUCGCAAGAUCUGAUCCGAUUUUUCCCGUUUCUCUCAAACCCUAAUCUUUAAAUUCAGAUUAGCGUCCCUUUGAUCUUCUCCUUCUCCUCCUUUUCAAAUCCCAAAAUUAGAGAUUCGAAUUCCGUGUUCUCUUAAUCUCUAUCUCCGCCUUCCACAAUUUUGUUGCUUUCCCCCAAAUUCUGGUUUCUGUGACCAGGUUUCCAAUAAAUGUGGUAGAUCGAGACCCAAGAUAUCGUUUCUGGGGGAGGUGAGGGGUGCAUGAGGAUUUGGUGUUUUUCUUGCUUCACCGACGAAGACGACGAGGAGGAAGACGAAAACAGCGGCAGAGUAAAGAACCAAUCUUCUUUAGCAACGGCCAUGGAGAACAAUGGCGGUGAUGGCGAUUUUGUUAAUUUUGGUGAAAACGAGAGGACGCCAAGAGCCCCACGUUGGAGGCUGUGUGCGGAGUUACUGACGAGGGAGGAGGAAGGUGAAGCCGCUGGGGAUGAAUUGGAACGCUUAUGGACCUCUGAGAUUCGGUUACAUCAGUUAGUUCAGGGAGAGAGUAGCAAUGCUGCAGCUACUGAGGAUAGUACGAUGGAGGAAGCUGAUCAUGAUUCGCAUCACAAGCGUGCCAAAGUCUACUCUGGCCUUGCUGAGUGCAGGUCGGUUUCCGGGGCAUCUUCAGAUGCUGGGAAUUCUGGUUCGUCGGUGGAGAGAACUGUUAGUUUUGGCAUUGCCUCUUCUUCCCGGUCGGAUACUGAUAUGUUCUGCCAGAAUUUCAUCUUGAAUUAUAGUCGGAAAGAUGGAAAAAAAGAUGAUGGAGAUGAUAACGGUUCUUCAGACGCAGAAGAUUUUGAAGUUCAUAUCGAUUUGACUGAUGACCUCUUGCAUAUGGUAUUCUCCUUCUUGAAUCAUGUCGACCUCUGUCGCUCUGCUAUGGUAUGUCGGCAGUGGAGAGUAGCUAGUGCUCAUGAGGAUUUCUGGAAAGUCUUGAACUUUGAAAAUAUAAGGAUUUCUAUCGAACAAUUUGAAAACAUGUGUAGUCGCUAUCCAAAUGCUACUGAAGUGAAUGUUUAUGGUGCUCCUGCUGUUAACGCUCUGGCUAUGAAAGCAGCUACCACUUUGAGGUAUCUUGAGGUCUUAACGAUAGGAAAGGGUCAUAUCAGUGAAAACUUUUUCCAGGCAUUGGGAGAGUGUAAUAUGUUGAGGAGUGUGACUGUAAAUGAGGCUAUUCUGGGAAAUGGUGCUCAGGAAAUAAACCUGAGUCAUGAUAGGCUACGCAGACUCAAAAUUACGAAAUGCCGUGUUAUGCGCUUGUCUAUCAGAUGUCCGCAGCUCAGAUCUUUAUCAUUGAAAAGAAGCAAUAUGUCUCAGGCGAUGCUUAACUGUCCACUCCUCCAACUUCUUGAUAUAGCCUCAUGCCAUAAGCUCUUGGAUGCUGCUAUCCGUUCAGCGGCCACUUCGUGUCCUCAGUUAGAGUCACUAGACGUUUCUAACUGUUCAUGUGUCAGCGAUGAAACUUUGCGUGAGAUAGCCCAGGCUUGUGCUAAUCUGCAUAUUCUUAAUGCUUCAUACUGCCCCAAUAUAUCUCUUGAGUCAGUACAUCUUCCAUUGUUGACUGUUCUGAAGCUGCAUAGCUGUGAGGGUAUUACAUCCGCGUCUAUGACUUGGAUUGCUAAUAGUCCUGCGCUAGAGGUUUUGGAGCUUGACAAUUGCAAUCUGUUGACAUCUGUAUCUUUGCAUCUGUCACGUUUGCAGAGUAUAAGCCUAGUCCAUUGUCGCAAAUUUACAGAUCUGAACUUGCAAAGCACCAUGCUUUCAUCAAUCACUAUUUCCAACUGUCCAGCGCUUCGUCGUAUCACAAUCACUUCCAACUCCCUUCGACGAUUAGCUCUCCAGAAACAGGAGAAUUUGACAACAUUGGUUCUGCAAUGCCAUUCCUUGCAAGAAGUGGAUCUCUCUGAUUGUGAAUCAUUGUCCAAUACUGUUUGUCAAAUAUUUAGUGAUGAUGGUGGAUGCCCAAUGCUGAAAUCAUUAAUUCUUGACAACUGUGAGAGCUUAACAGCAGUGCGGUUCUGCAAUUCAUCGUUAGCUAGUCUUUCCCUAGUUGGCUGUCGUGCUGUUACUUCUCUUGAGUUGAAGUGCCCUCGCAUAGAGCAGAUCUGUUUAGAUGGAUGUGAUCAUCUCGAAACUGCAUUCUUCCAGCCUGUCGCGCUCCGGUCUCUUAAUUUAGGAAUAUGCCCGAAAUUGAGUGUGCUCAAUAUUCAAGCACCUUAUAUGGUGUCUCUUGAACUGAAAGGUUGCGGUGUAUUGUCUGACGCAAUCAUUAUUUGUCCUCUAUUGACAUCUUUAGAUGCGUCUUUCUGCAGUCAACUGAGGGAUGACUGUCUGUCUGCAACCACUGCUUCCUGCCCACUAAUCGAGUCACUUGUCCUAAUGUCUUGCCCUUCUAUUGGCCCCGAUGGCUUGUCUUCCUUGAACGGGCUCCCACAUUUAACUGUUCUUGAUUUAUCAUACACCUUCUUGAUGAAUUUGGAGCCUGUCUUCAAGUCUUGCCUUCAGCUGAAGGUGCUCAAAUUACAAGCCUGCAAAUAUCUCACUGACUCAUCACUGGAGCCAUUAUACAAAGAAGGUGCUUUACCGGCACUUGAAGAGCUGGACCUGUCUUAUGGAACUCUUUGUCAGACUGCGAUAGAUGAUCUACUUGCAUACUGCACACACUUGACCCAUUUGAGCUUGAACGGCUGUGUAAACAUGCAUGACCUGGACUGGGGCUCAACCAGUGUAGAGCUAUUUGAUUACUUUGGGGUUUACAGUUGUAGUGAGAAUACCCAGGAACCAGCUGAAACAGCCAAUCGCUUAUUGCAAAACCUAAACUGUGUGGGUUGCCCUAAUAUCAGAAAAGUGUUGAUACCACCUGCGGCUUGCUUUUACCAUUUAUCAACGCUGAACCUUUCUUUAUCGGUCAAUCUGAAGGAGGUUGAUCUCGCCUGUUCCAACCUGGUUUUACUUAAUCUAAGCAACUGUUGCUCUCUGGAAGUAUUGAAGCUUGGCUGUCCAAGAUUGGCCAGUCUCUUUCUUCAGUCUUGUAACAUGGAUGAAGCAGGAGUUGAAGCGGCUAUAUCAGGAUGCAGCUCACUCGAGACAUUGGAUCUUCGUUUCUGUCCAAAGAUAUCCUCGGUGAGCAUGACAAAGUUCCGAACAGUGUGCCCUAGUUUGAAACGCGUCUUCAGCAGUCCGAAUCUUUUGCAAGAUUAGGGUUUUGCGCGGAAUGUUUUAUUAUAUACAACUUUUUCUGCAGAUUAUAGAGAUAAUGUGUUGUGUUGUGUUGUGUGGUGUUUGGGAUGUAAAUGGGUCGAAGUCAUGAGUUUCAGUAGUGCAUAUAGGCCUCUGGAGCUCGUACUGUGGCCUCCUUAGUUCUGCUUGUGUGAUGAUGACACAAACCUAACAACAUUAAUACUUUUUCGUGUCUAUGGUUCGUGAUAAUGUUGCUACUGUUAUAUGUAGAUCUUCUAUUUGCCUCAUCAAUAUUCCUAGUAAGCAUU